GGCGCGGGUUCGCCAUCCGGGCGCGGCGAUGCGGGUGCACCUGGGCGCGCUGGCGGGCGCGGCGGCGCUCGGCGGGGCUCUCAGCUUCGUGCUCCUGGCGGCGGCCAUCGGCACGGACUUCUGGUACAUCAUCGACACGGAGCGGCUGGAGCGCGCGGGGGGCGCCAACCGCAGCCAGCCGGAGCCCCUCAGCUCGCACUCGGGGCUCUGGCGCACCUGCCGCGUGCAGAGCCCGUGCGCGCCGCUGAUGAACCCCUUCUGGCCCGGGAACGCGACGGUCAGCGACGCCAGCCGGCAACUUCUUGCCAUGCACGGCACCUUCCUCAUCCUGCUGCCCCUCAGCCUGGUCCUGAUGGUGUUCGGGGGCAUGGCGGGCUUCCUCAGCUUCCUCCUGCGCGCCUCACGCCUGCUGCUUCUCACCGGAACCCUCUUCCUCUUUGGAGCGCUGGUGACGCUGGCCGGCAUCAGCGUGUACAUCGCGUACUCGGCGGCCGCCUUCCGGGAGGCGCUGUGCCUGCUGGAGGAGGCGUCGCUGCUGGAGCAGGUGGACAUCCGCUUCGGCUGGUCCCUGGCGCUGGGCUGGGCCAGCUUCAUCGCCGAGCUGCUCACCGGGGCGGCCUUCCUGUCCGCCGCCCGCGUGCUCGGCCUGCGGCGGGGGCAGGAGGGGCCCAUCUGAGCCGCCACGGAGACCCCCCCACCCCCGGGACACGGCGGCCGCGGCCGGGCCGGGCAGCCCCACUCCCUCGUGGUGGUCUGUGUCCGUGUGUGUGCCCCGUGUGUGUCCCUUGUACACGCCUGUCCCCCUGUGCUGUGCCCGUGUGUGUGCCCCGUGUGUGUCCCUGUACACGCCUGUCCCCCUGUGCUGUGCCCGUGUGUGUGCCCCGUGUGUGUCCCUGUACACGCCUGUCCCCCUGUGCUGUGCCCGUGUGUCAUGUGUGCUGAGCCGACACGUGUGUCUGUGGGGGGGGAGGGCGGACCGAGGCGGGGCAGAGAACCCCGAAACCGUGGAAACAGCCCCGGCAUAAAGCGCUGGA
This is a messenger RNA of Sorex araneus (European shrew), 1034 nucleotides long. RefSeq names its product transmembrane protein 114 (gene TMEM114). The transcript is spliced from 4 exons. NCBI's taxonomy places the organism in Eukaryota, Metazoa, Chordata, Mammalia, Eulipotyphla, Soricidae. The coding region runs from base 29 to 676 and encodes 215 amino acids. The record is from RefSeq and is a predicted model, not a curated record. Gene Ontology annotation, cellular component: apical plasma membrane.